GUUAGCAAGUGGAAAUCACCGGAAAAACUACACAGCGCGGCAGAAGGAAAAUCGCGAAGUCACAGAAAAUUACACCGCAGACGGGAAAUAAGAAUACAAAAAAAAACAGCCCCAAAAGGCAGCGCAGUCGACGUCGGCAGCGCAGAGGGCUGAUAACAAAAGUUAAUAACAAUAACAAAGCGAGAAAAACAAGAAAUGAAAGAAUGAGAAGAAAAUAAAUAAAAACCGAAAACAAACAAAAAGAAAAUCGCGCUUUUAAUUAACGGACAUUCGACGUGGGCAGCGCAGUCGGCGUCGCAGUCGCCGUCGCGUGUGUGCGUGAGUGAGUGUGCGUGAGUAUCUGUGUGAGCUGGCGAUAUAAAACUGCAAUUGAUUGCAAUUUCGGCGGCAUUUGCAAAAUAGCAAGCCGGCGAGGAACACAAAACCAAGAAAUCAAUAAACAAACAAAAAUAUUUAUAAAAACAAACUGAUACCGCAUUCAGCACACAGAAAACAGCACUACAAAAAACAGCCAAACGGUGCGUCUAAUCAAACGGAUCCCAGCCGAAAUCAGCAGUCCGAUGUAGCGAGAGCAAUUAUAAAAUACGAAAAUGCAACCAUUCCGUUCCGUGCCGUGCUAAUGCAAAACGUAUACGAUCCGAAACCGAUAAAAAUACAAAUACAUAAAACGAAGUGAAAUAACAAUUUUACAGCCCACUGGAAAUCAAAUAUUGCAAUUACAUUGCCGAGUUCUGUAAAAUCUGCCCAACAAGAGGAGAACAUCAAAGGAACUAUUUUUGGAGACCUUUGCCGGGAAGCCUUUAAGCCAUCUAUAAACAGGAACAACGGUACUUGUUCAUCAAAUUUACAUCUGAUCCAGCUUGACUUUUGUCUAAUUUAUUGAGUACAGCCGCCAAAAAGCUGGGCGGAAUUGAAUGAACCAGGAAAUCAACCAGAAAGCAGCUAAACCAACGGAAUGGAAAAAAUGUUAGACCACGCCGUUUGUAGAGCGUUGACGAUUUGACGCGGAGCUGUGUCUGGAAGGAAACGCGACCGCUUUUCCGGCUCUCGAGGCGCCUCCACGCGGAGUGAGGUGCACGCGCAGAGAAGGUCAGCCAGCAACGACCCCGAGUGGUCCCAACUCACCCAAUCGAACUAAGCUAAGACGCACAAGAUGAGACAAAACCGACUGAAGGUCCUGACCCUGGGACUCGUCCUGCUCCUCACAUCCUGCCGAGCGGACGGGCCGCAGCACAGUGCGGAUCACGGCAUGGGCAUGGGCAUGGGUGGACACGGCCUGGACGCGAGUCCCGCGCCCGGCUACGGAGUGCCAGCCAUCCCCAAGGACCCCAACCUGCGGUGCGAGGAGAUCACCAUACCCAUGUGCCGGGGCAUCGGCUACAACAUGACCUCCUUCCCCAACGAGAUGAACCACGAGACCCAGGACGAGGCGGGCCUGGAGGUGCACCAGUUCUGGCCCCUGGUGGAGAUCAAGUGCUCGCCGGACCUCAAGUUCUUCCUGUGCAGCAUGUACACGCCCAUCUGCCUGGAGGACUACCACAAGCCGCUGCCCGUCUGCCGCAGCGUCUGCGAGAGGGCCCGCUCCGGGUGUGCGCCCAUCAUGCAGCAGUACAGCUUCGAGUGGCCGGAGCGGAUGGCCUGCGAGCACCUGCCCAUCCACGGCGACCCCGACAACCUGUGCAUGGAGCAGCCCUCCUACACGGAGGCGGGCAGUGGCGGCAGCUCGGGCGGCUCGGGUGGCUCGGCCGGCGGCUCCGGCUCCGGUGGCAAGCGGAAGCAGGGAGGCAGUGGCUCAGGUGGUUCCGGAGCUGCCGGUGGAGGUGGAUCCACCUCGUCGAAGCCCUGUCGCGGACGCAAUUCAAAAAACUGCCAAAAUCCCCAAGGAGAAAAGGCAAGCGGAAAAGAGUGCAGCUGCUCGUGCCGCUCCCCACUCAUCUUCCUGGGGAAGGAGCAGCUGCUGCAGCAGCAGCAGGCGCAGAUGCCCAUGAUGCACCAUCCGCACCACUGGUACAUGAACCUCACUGUCCAAAGGAUCGCCGGCGUGCCAAGCUGCGGCAUUCCGUGCAAGGGGCCCUUCUUCAGCAACGACGAAAAGGACUUCGCCGGCCUCUGGAUCGCCCUGUGGUCGGGCCUGUGCUUCUGCAGCACGCUCAUGACCCUAACGACAUUCAUCAUCGACACGGAAAGGUUUAAGUACCCCGAGCGGCCCAUCGUCUUCCUCUCCGCCUGCUACUUCAUGGUGGCCGUGGGCUACCUGUCGCGCAACUUCCUCCAGAACGAGGAGAUCGCCUGCGACGGCCUGCUGCUGCGCGAGAGCUCCACGGGCCCCCACUCCUGCACCCUGGUCUUCCUGCUCACCUACUUCUUCGGCAUGGCCUCCUCCAUCUGGUGGGUGAUCCUCAGCUUCACCUGGUUCCUGGCCGCCGGCCUCAAGUGGGGCAACGAGGCGAUCACCAAGCACUCGCAGUACUUCCACCUGGCCGCCUGGCUGAUACCCACCGUCCAGUCGGUGGCCGUGCUCCUGCUCUCGGCGGUGGACGGCGACCCCAUACUGGGCAUCUGCUACGUGGGCAACCUCAACCCCGACCACCUGAAGACCUUCGUGCUGGCCCCGCUCUUCGUCUACCUGGUGAUCGGCACCACCUUCCUGAUGGCCGGCUUUGUGUCCCUCUUCCGCAUCCGGUCGGUGAUCAAGCAGCAGGGCGGCGUGGGCGCCGGCGUCAAGGCGGACAAGCUGGAGAAGCUGAUGAUCCGCAUCGGGAUCUUCUCGGUGCUCUACACGGUGCCGGCCACCAUCGUGAUCGGCUGCUAUCUGUACGAGGCGGCCUACUUCGAGGACUGGAUCAAGGCCCUGGCCUGUCCCUGUGCCCAGGUGAAGGGUCCCGGCAAGAAGCCCCUCUACUCGGUGCUGAUGCUCAAGUACUUCAUGGCCCUGGCCGUCGGCAUCACCUCGGGCGUGUGGAUCUGGUCGGGCAAGACCCUGGAGAGCUGGCGACGCUUCUGGCGGAGGCUGUUCGGAGCGCCCGAUCGCACGGGCGCCAACCAGGCGCUGAUCAAGCAGCGACCACCGAUUCCGCAUCCGUACGCCGGCUCCGGAAUGGGAAUGCCCGUGGGCUCGGCGGCGGGCUCCCUGCUGGCCACGCCCUACACCCAGGCGGGCGGCGCAUCGGUGGCCUCCACCAGCCACCACCACCUGCACCACCACGUUCUCAAGCAGCCGGCGGCCAGCCACGUAUGACAUGGAGAGUCGGGGGGAGCAU
Drosophila subpulchrella is the source of this 3260-nucleotide messenger RNA. It is a transcript of the gene fz2, whose product is annotated as frizzled-2. The record is from RefSeq and is a predicted model, not a curated record. The coding region runs from base 1154 to 3238 and encodes 694 amino acids. Lineage: Eukaryota; Metazoa; Arthropoda; Insecta; Diptera; Drosophilidae. Gene Ontology annotation, cellular component: plasma membrane. The transcript has 7 exons. Gene Ontology annotation, biological process: non-canonical Wnt signaling pathway; canonical Wnt signaling pathway. Gene Ontology annotation, molecular function: Wnt-protein binding; Wnt receptor activity.